Molecule: messenger RNA, 1119 nt
Organism: Schizosaccharomyces cryophilus OY26
Lineage: Eukaryota; Fungi; Ascomycota; Schizosaccharomycetes; Schizosaccharomycetales; Schizosaccharomycetaceae
Product: tRNA m(1)G methyltransferase Trm10
Exons: 2
Coding region: 1-1119 (372 amino acids)
Biological process (GO): tRNA N1-guanine methylation
Cellular component (GO): nucleus
Molecular function (GO): tRNA binding
Source: RefSeq, a predicted model, not a curated record
AUGUGUGGUCGGUUUACCUUUGAGGUGUGUGUUGGAAUUUUGUCGUUUUUGGUCCUCGCUAAACCCAGCUCUACGGUUUUUUUUGAAUUUUUGGGAAGCUUUCGAGCCUUUGUAUCAAUACCUGGCAACGAAAUGUCAGGUUCUGUGAAUUUUCCUAAUGCUGCAAACGCAUUAGCUGGAUCUACGACUAAUUCUGACAAAGAGCCGGUUCUGGAGCGAAGAGAAGAAGCAGAGCCCCCAAAGAUGAGCAAAUCUGCAUUAAAAAAACUUCGUCGUCAACAAGAAUGGGAAGCAGGACGCGAAAAGCGCGCCGGAAUACGCCGAGAGAAAAAGAAACAGAAAAAGGAAGAGAGAAAGCGCAAAAUUGAUGCUGGUGAGAAAGUUCCUAGCCAAAAGAAAAAGAUAAGAGAAGGAAAAAUAACACCUUCUGAAAUGCGUGUCGUUCUGGAUUGUGGAUUUGACGAAUUAAUGAAUGAAAAGGAAAUCGCUUCUUUGUGUCAACAAUUCACCAGAUGUCACUCUGCAAAUAGAACUGCUUUGCAUCCUGUGGAAUUGUAUGCUACUGACUUUGGUGGUCGUUUGGAAGCUAGACAAGAAUACGUUUUACGCGGUCAACAAAAGAACUGGAAACGCUAUCAUCCUACAACUAACAGUUAUUUGGAAGAAUUUGUUAACGAGAAGGAAAAAAUGGUGUACCUUUCAGCAGACUCGGAUGAGACUUUGCACGAAUUGAAGGAAGACGAAAUUUACAUUAUUGGAGCCCUCGUUGAUAAAAAUAGAUACAAGAAUAUCUGCGAUGAAAAAGCUAAAAGUCAAGGGAUUCGAACGGCAAAACUUCCAAUUGGCGAAUAUAUUCGCAUGUCUGAUCGAAAAGUCUUGACUGUAAAUCAUGUUUUUGAGAUUUUGUCUUUAUGGCUAGAGCAUCGCGAUUGGGAAAAGGCUUUCUUGGAGGUCAUUCCUAAGCGGAAAGGUCUUGCUUCUUUGGACGAAGAGGAAAGCAGAGAGCAAAGCCUCGAACAAGAAAGCGUUUCCGAAAAGGCUGAAGAAGCUGAAGACGAAGCAAAAACUGCGGAUGGAGUUGAGAUGCCUGCCGAGAAAAGGAUAAAAAUUACGGAAUAA